AUGGAUCGUCAAAAUCAAGACCUUCAGAGAGCACUGUCGCGAGAUGAUCUUCCGGCGGUCAUAGGCCUAUUACAACAAGGUACUGACGUUAACCAACCAGAUCAAAAUGGAAAUACUCCAUUACACAUGGCCGCACAACGUGGCAAGAAAGAUAUCAUGGAGUUUCUCAUUAAACAUGGUGGUGAUGUAGAGAAAGAGAAUGAAAAUGGACAGACACCCUUACAUCUUGUCACAUCGCAUGGAAACCUUGAAGCAAUGAAAGUAAUACUCAGCCACGGUGGAAAUGUGUACAAAGAGGACAACAUAGGCAACAGUGCAUUACUCAUCGGCGUAAAGAAUGAUCACAAGGAUGUAGUGCGAUACUUCCUCAGUCAAGGCACCAGUGUGAAUAAGGUCAAUAGUAAAGGAUGGACACCCUUGUACAUCGCUGCCGGUCGGGGCAAGAUUGACAUGUUGAAAUACUUGAUCAGUAAAGGAGCCGAUGUACAUUGUACACAUGAAAACAAUUUGUUGCCAUUGGCAAACGCUUCAUCAAUUGGUCAUGUAGAGGUAGUGAAGUAUCUUCUAAGUCAAGGAGCUGAGGUGAAUAAGGGAGAUAAUAUUGGCUCGACUCCUUUACGCGUUGCUGCUCAAGAAGGUCAUCUGGAUACAUGUGAAUAUCUGAUCAGUCAAGGAGCUGAGGUGAAUAAAGGGAGGAAUGAUGGUGGGACUGCAUUACACAGUGCUGCUCAGAAAGGUCACCUCGAUGUAACCAGAUAUCUGAUCAAUCAAGGAGCCGAGGUAAAUAGGGUUGAUGAUGAUGGUUACAGUGCAUUGCGUGGUUCUGCUAUAAAUGGCCAUAUUGAGGUUACCAAAUAUCUGAUUAGUCAAGGAGCUGAGGGGAAUAAGGGAGAUAAUAUUGGCUCGACUCCUUUACGCGUUGCUGCUCAAGAAGGUCAUCUGGAUACAUGUGAAUAUCUGAUCAGUCAUGGAGCUGAGGUGGAUAAAGGGAGGAAUGAUGGUGGGACUGCAUUACACAGUGCUGCUCAGAGGGGUCAUCUUAAUAUCACCAGAUAUCUGAUCAGUAAAGGAGCUGAGGUGAAUAGGGUAGAUGAUAACGGUUACAGUGCUUUGCGUGAAUCUGCUUUCAGCGGUCAUACAGAGGUCAUCAAAUAUCUCAUUAGUCAAGGAGCUGAGGUGAAUAAGGGAGAUAAUGAGGGCUGGACUUCAUUACAUCUUGCUGCUCAAGAAGGUCAUCUGGAUACAUGUGAAUAUCUGAUCAGUCAUGGAGCUGAGGUGGAUAAAGGGAGGAAUGAUGGUGGGACUGCAUUACACAAUGCUGCUCAGAAUGGUCACCUUGAUAUAACUAGAUAUCUGAUCAAUCAAGGAGCCGAGGUGAAUAGGGUAGAUGAUGACGGUUACAGUGCUUUGCGUGAAUCUGCUUUCAGCGGUCAUACAGAGGUCAUCAAAUAUCUCAUUAGUCAAGGAGCUGAGGUGAAUAAGGGAGAUAAUAUUGGCUCGACUCCUUUACGCGUUGCUGCUCAAGAAGGUCAUCUGGAUACAUGUGAAUAUCUGAUCAGUCAUGGAGCUGAGGUGGAUAAAGGGAGGAAUGAUGGUGGGACUGCAUUACACAGUGCUGCUCAGAGGGGUCAUCUUAAUAUCACCAGAUAUCUGAUCAGUAAAGGAGCUGAGGUGAAUAGGGUAACUGAUAACGGUUACAGUGCUUUGCGUGAAUCUGCUUUCAGUGGUCAUACAGAGGUCAUCAAAUAUCUCAUUAGUCAAGGAGCUGAGGUGAAUAAGGGAGAUAAUGAGGGCUGGACUUCAUUACAUCUUGCUGCUCAAGAAGGUCAUCUGGAUACAUGUAGAUGUCUGGUCGGUCAUGGAGCUGAGGUGGAUAAAGGGAGGAAUGAUGGUGGGACUGCAUUACACAGUGCUGCUCAGAGGGGUCAUCUUAAUAUCACCAGAUAUCUGAUCAGUAAAGGAGCUGAGGUGAAUAGGGUUGAUGAUGAUGGUUACAGUCCAUUGCGUGGUUCUGCUAUAAAUGGCCAUAUUGAGGUUACCAAAUAUCUGAUUAGUCAAGGAGCUGAGGUGAAUAAGGGAGAUAAUAUUGGCUCGACUCCUUUACGCGUUGCUGCUCAAGAAGGUCAUCUGGAUACAUGUAGAUGUCUGGUCGGUCAUGGAGCUGAGGUGGAUAAAGGAAAGAAUGGUGGUUGGACUGCAUUACACAGUGCUGCUCAGAGUGGUCAUCUUAAUAUCACCAGAUAUCUGAUCAGUAAAGGAGCUGAGGUGAAUAGGGUAGAUGAUAACGGUUACAGUGCUUUGCGUGAAUCUGCUUUCAGCGGUCAUACAGAGGUCAUCAAAUAUCUCAUUAGUCAAGGAGCUGAGGUGAAUAAGGGAGAUAAUGAGGGCUGGACUUCAUUACAUCUUGCUGCUCAAGAAGGUCAUCUGGAUACAUGUGAAUAUCUGAUCAGUCAUGGAGCUGAGGUGGAUAAAGGGAGGAAUGAUGGUGGGACUGCAUUACACAAUGCUGCUCAGAAUGGUCACCUUGAUAUAACUAGAUAUCUGAUCAAUCAAGGAGCCGAGGUGAAUAGGGUUGAUGAUGAUGGUUACAGUCCAUUUUGUGGUUCUGCUAUAAAUGGCCAUAUUGAGGUUACCAAAUAUCUGAUUAGUCAAGGAGCUGAGGUGAAUAAGGGAGAUAAUAUUGGCUCGACUCCUUUACGCGUUGCUGCUCAAGAAGGUCAUCUGGAUACAUGUGAAUAUCUGAUCAGUCAUGGAGCUGAGGUGGAUAAAGGGAGGAAUGAUGGUGGGACUGCAUUACACAGUGCUGCUCAGAGGGGUCAUCUUAAUAUCACCAGAUAUCUGAUCAGUAAAGGAGCUGAGGUGAAUAGGGUAGAUGAUAACGGUUACAGUGCUUUGCGUGAAUCUGCUUUCAGCGGUCAUACAGAGGUCAUCAAAUAUCUCAUUAGUCAAGGAGCUGAGGUGAAUAAGGGAGAUAAUGAGGGCUGGACUUCAUUACAUCUUGCUGCUCAAGAAGGUCAUCUGGAUACAUGUGAAUAUCUGAUCAGUCAUGGAGCUGAGGUGAAUAAGGGAGAUAAUAUUGGCUCGACUCCUUUACGCGUUGCUGCUCAAGAAGGUCAUCUGGAUACAUGUGAAUAUCUGAUCAGUCAUGGAGCUGAGGUGGAUAAAGGGAGGAAUGAUGGUGGGACUGCAUUACACAGUGCUGCUCAGAGGGGUCAUCUUAAUAUCACCAGAUAUCUGAUCAGUAAAGGAGCUGAGGUGAAUAGGGUAGAUGAUAACGGUUACAGUGCUUUGCGUGAAUCUGCUUUCAGCGGUCAUACAGAGGUCAUCAAAUAUCUCAUUAGUCAAGGAGCUGAGGUGAAUAAGGGAGAUAAUGAGGGCUGGACUUCAUUACAUCUUGCUGCUCAAGAAGGUCAUCUGGAUACAUGUGAAUAUCUGAUCAGUCAUGGAGCUGAGGUGGAUAAAGGGAGGAAUGAUGGUUGGACUGCAUUACACAGUGCUGCUAAGAAAGGUCACCUCGGUGUCACCAAAUAUCUGAUUAGUGAAGGAUCUGAGGUCAAUAAGGGAAAUAAUAUUGGCUCGACUCCUUUACACGUUGCUGCUCAAGAAGGUUAUCUUGAUACAUGUGAAUAUCUAGUCAGCCAAGGAGCAGAGGUUGAAAAGGUAGAUGGAGAUGGUUGGACACUCUGUGGUGCUGCUCGAAACGGUCACCAAUUUAUCACUAAAUAUUUGAUCGAACAAGGUGCUAAGGUGAAUGAUAGAUAUAGCAAUGGUCGAACUGCGUUACAUAUUGCUGCUCAGAAUGACCAUCUUGAAGUCACCAAAUGUCUCAUAAGGCAUGAGACAGAUGUUAAUACGACCGAUAUUCAGGGAUGGACCCCCUUACAUGUUGCUGCUGAAGGCGGCCAUUUUGAUAUAUGCAAGUAUCUAAUCGGUCAAGGAGCUGAGGUUAAUUAUGCUGAUAACAAGGGCUGCACAACUUUACACUUUGCUGUUGAAAGUGGCAAUCUCGAUAUCACUAAGCAUUUGCUUCGUCAAGGAGCUAAGAUUAACAAAGAAAAUUACCAGGGUGAUACACCAUUACAUAUUGCCGUUAAGCAAGGUUUCAUCGAGCUUGUUCAAGUUCUACUUUUAGGAGGAGCAUAUUGUUUUUCUGAUGACAAGGACGACCAGACAGCAUUACAUCAAACGUUGACUCUUGGGUUCAAAGAUAUCACCGAUCUACUCAUUGCUGAUUGGAAUUCAAAGAACAAUCUACCGGUUCUCCACAUUGCUGUCCUCCGCGGUGAUGCGUCCCUGGUAGAGAAAUUAAUCUCUUACGGGUGUGAUAUUAACACUCAAUCAAUUUAUGGUCAGACGUGUCUACAUAAAGCCAUUAAGUUAUGCUACAUGACUGAGAGGACUGUGAAGGAAACUGAAAUUUUGCAAAAGAUAUCCAAUGAAUACUACUAUGGUGCAUUACCUCCUGAGAAGGGACUUGUGUUCUAUCUUCUUGAUAGUGGAGCCAGAUUAGAUAUAAAGGACGAUGCAGGCAAUCUACCAAUCGACUAUGCUAAGGAUCAUGUGAUCAAUCAGAUGAUCUUGUUAAGGUCUCCUAUAGACGAUAUUGUAUAUUCAAAGGAUGCACCACCAAGCACUAGUAAUCUUUCCAUAGGAGCCAAGACAACUAACAACCAAGAAGUUGACUUAGGAGACCAUGACGUGUCAAUCUUAAUUCCUCCUGGCGCUGUUCUCCAUGAUGACAAGGGAGAGAUCACCCUUACAUUCUUACGGGAGCUACCCGGUAUCGACCUCCACGAAGAUGAAUCGGUGGCUUGUUACGGGAUCAGAUGUGAUCCUCCAAACACGAUGUUCGUCAAAUCUGUUAAGAUCAGGAUACCACACUCUUCAGUGGUCAUCAAUCCAGAUCAAGUGAAGCCAGACAUCGUUUCUCGUGUAUGGGACUCGGUCAAGGACUUACCAGUAACUUUGCGAAAAAGAACAUCCAACUCAUCGGACGAGCCACCAUACUGCAAAGUCUACAAGAGACACCUUGAGCUGUACGUUUCCCACUGUGCUGAUUGGUGGGUACUUAUUCCACUAGAACAACAGGUGAUCCGACAGAAACUUCUAUGCACUCCAUACAUCCAAGAGAGCAUAAAGAGAGGACAAGAUGUUGACAUUCAUCUUCAUGUUCAUGCCAACCUACCAGGGAUGGAAGAGGAGAUUCAAAGACAGGAGGAAAAGAGGUUGUACAGGAAAGCUCAUCCUUCAGUUCCAAUCAACAUUGCGACAAAAUCGAGUGAUGUUAGUGUGGCAUCCUUUCGUGAUGAUGGAAAUGAAAGCAGAAGAGUUCUUCUCUUAAAAGACAUUAAAAGCAAACUGAAACACCUGAUCGUUCUACCAAUGAAAUCACGUGAUGAGGAUCAAUAUUUCCCGGUUACUAUCAUGAUAACGCAAAGUGGAAAAAUCGAUAUUUCAAUAUCUCUUGCUUUUGUCAUCAGAUGUUCAGGUGAACCUGGGACCGAGCAUUCAUUACAACCUCCUUCAUUCGCCCCGGUAGCUGAUGAAAUAUCAAGGAGUGACCUCCAGGAUAUUGAUGUCCGGUCCAUUGCUGACAAGAUGACGGUAGAUCAGUAUUAUGAUUUAGGAGUCGCUCUUGGGUUCCGAGUUCAACAAUUAGACGUCAUGGAAUACAACCGGUUCCGAGACAGGCAUCAUGCUUUCUAUGACAUGCUAAAACAAUGGCGACAAACGCAACCCUCUGGUCAAGAAGCAAAGGAAAACUUGCUCUCACUCAUGAAAUCCUUGGUGUCAUCUACCAAAGAUCUAGAAUUAGGUUUGCUCUUUGUUAACUUGGUAAUCUGUUAUUUUAUUUUUGUUCAACAAAUGUCUAAUUAGUAAAAAAAAAAAAAACAAUCCAAAAUAUUAGCAGUACUCAAACAUGAAUAUAAUGAAAAGGUCAAAUGUUGAAUUUUAAAUGAAAAUAUGAAUGUCAUUCGACAUUCGUCAUUGCUUAUCACAUUAUGUUUAUAUUUUUCUACAGCGCCAAAAAAUGUCCCUCUGAUAAGCGGCUAUAUUACUUCAGAAAAUAAAAAUUAUUCUUAAUAAAAUGUAUACAUCUAGGAGGCUCAUAUCAUGAUCUAACUUAUAAAAAAAAAUAAUUGGUUUCGCUUCAGUGGUUUUGAAUACACAGUCUAUUAUGUAACUGUGGUGCUUUUCAGCCUAUUCCAAGUUUGCAAGCAUGCAGCACUGCUGUGUGUUCUGCACUUUCUAGUGUAUCAACCCCCUUUGAACAUUCUGACCAAGGAAUCCCCUGAUCUGAACAGGGAAAUCUCCAUGAUCUAACCAUGGAGCUAUUA
Messenger RNA from Lytechinus pictus (painted urchin), 6338 nucleotides. Its product is annotated as serine/threonine-protein phosphatase 6 regulatory ankyrin repeat subunit A-like. The coding region runs from base 1 to 5877 and encodes 1958 amino acids. Gene Ontology annotation, biological process: RNA processing. Gene Ontology annotation, molecular function: RNA nuclease activity; RNA binding; protein binding. The record is from RefSeq and is a predicted model, not a curated record. Lineage: Eukaryota; Metazoa; Echinodermata; Echinoidea; Temnopleuroida; Toxopneustidae. The transcript has 11 exons.